This is a messenger RNA of Gigantopelta aegis, 4205 nucleotides long. RefSeq names its product terminal nucleotidyltransferase 5C-like. The transcript has 2 exons. The coding region runs from base 90 to 1343 and encodes 417 amino acids. Lineage: Eukaryota; Metazoa; Mollusca; Gastropoda; Neomphalida; Peltospiridae. Gene Ontology annotation, molecular function: RNA binding; poly(A) RNA polymerase activity. Gene Ontology annotation, biological process: mRNA stabilization. The record is from RefSeq and is a predicted model, not a curated record.
UAAUAAGCACUCAAUUUGUCUAUGCUGCAGAAUACCGACUGCCGUCAAAAGAAACAACAGAUACUGUUUUUCCUGCUUGAAUAUUGGACAUGGCGAAUUUGUGUGGGAAUCGUUUUCAAGUUUUGUGUCAUGAACAAGUGGCCCGGCUUGGUGAAGUGAUGGAAGACACCGUACCAAUUCACGGUCGCGGAAACUUCCCGACGUUGGAACUCAAACUCAAAGACCUGGUGCAGAUGUUGAAAGAGAAAUUAAAGGAAGACGGCAUCUCGGUUCGUGACAUUCGCUUAAAUGGCGGUGCGGCUAGUUACAUUCUGGGCACGGACACCGUUCAAACGUACAACGACUUGGAUCUCAUUUUCGGUGUGGAUCUUUCCAGUCAUACCAAUUUGCAGAAAAUCAAAAGCUGCGUUCUUGGUUGUCUGUUGGAUUUUUUACCCGACGGUGUAAACAAGGAGAAGAUGAAUAGCUGCAACUUAAAAGAAGCGUAUGUUCAAAAGAUGGUGAAAGUUUGCAAUGAGCAUGGGGACAAGUGGAGCCUGAUAUCCCUGUUGAAUAACAAGGGUAAGAAUGUGGAGUUGAAAUUUGUUGACAAAAUGAAGCGACAGUUCGAAUUCAGUGUCGAUUCUUUCCAGAUCAUUUUGGAUAGCUUAUUAACUUUCUACGAAAUUUCCACGGCACCGAUGGGCGAGCACUUCUACCCCACCGUGGUUGCGGAGAGUGUGUACGGCGAUUUCUCCGAGGCGUGGAGUCACCUCACCAAUAAGCUGAUCGCGACGCGAAACCCUGAGGAGAUUCGUGGUGGUGGAUUACUUAAAUACUGCAAUCUGUUAGUGCGUGGAUUUAACGCGGCCAACCAUGUUGAUAUUAGAACGAUGGAGCGCUACAUGUGCUCACGGUUUUUCAUCGACUUCAGUGAUAUUAACCAGCAGAGACAGAAGCUGGUCGCGUACCUCGCAAACCAUUUCAGUGACGACGAGGGCCUGCAGUAUGAAUACCUCCUCACCCUGUACCGCGUGGUGGAUGAAAGUACUAUUUGUUUGAUGGGUCACGAGAGGAGGCAGACCCUUAACCUCAUCCACCAACUGGCGUGCCAGGUUUUCUUGGAGCAGGAGCAGAAGGCAGCCCGCAAGUGCAUUGACCUUCAGCAGCUGGAUCAGCUGAACAACCUGGUGAUAGACCAGGUUUUCUACGGCCCCUUCAGCACCCCAUCACUCACAGGUGGCAGUCAGUAUUACAGCUACAACAACGGCAUGCCUUCCACGUCCUACCAGAUGGGGGGCGUUGGAGGGGGACCUGCCUACAGCUCCUGCCCAUACUGUCCUCCAUUCUUGCAGUGCUCCUAGAGAUGUCAUCACACUUCUUGCUCGUGGACAGUUAAACCAGCAAGAAGGUUCGUUAUUGCUAAGACAAUAACUUUCCAAAUUUCUGUGAUCGUUAACUCUUAUUUUCCCAUUUUUGGGGCAGUUAUAUGCAUUGGUUGGGGUUUUAUUUUUUCGCUUUUGAUCACCAAAUAGUCUCAAAAUAUAUUUUUUUCCCUAUGCUACAGGCCAUAUAAUAGUCAGUUGUUCAUUGUUACAUAUAAUAUAUAUAUAUAUAUAUAUAUAUAUAAUGUCUGUAUGUAUAUGUUAUAAAAUUACUUUUUUUUUCUUUAUAUAUAUAUAUAUAUAUAUAUUUGUUGAGGGACCAUUGUUUGUUACCCAUGACUGCACGUUUGAUGUUUGAUCAUAUUGUAAUGUUCAUGCCAUUACUUCAGACUAAGAUCUCUUAUUUAUGAUUCAUCUAUGACAAGCAUCUCAUUUUCAUGAUGGUUUACCGACAGGCUACCAAAGAGUUUUCAUAAUUUUUAACUCGCUGGUCAAACCUUCAGAUACAAAACAUUAUAUACGGUCAUUACAGUUCAGGGGCCUAAUUCACUAAACUCACAACUUUGCAAUCUCGCGGUGCAGUGCUAAAAGACCUUUGUGAGUUCAGCCCCACUUUUCUGCCCAUUCUAGAAACACUUUGUAUUCCAAUUUAAUGGUCAUUAGCUAUAUCAUCAUAAUUUAAUUAUAGUCAAUUACCAUUACUAACUUUUAACAAAAAAAAGUUGUAUAUAUCCGAUAUAAAUCUUGUUUUGAAAUGGCAAGCUAAGUGUUCAGUGAUUACACAUAGAAAAUCUUUAACAGCAGGUUCUAAAUGGGAAACCACCAAGUGACAGAAAUGGUAGUUUUAGCAAUAGUAUAAAGUCUUGAACAUAAGUGUUGUGAGGUAUAAUUUAUUCUGAUUUCUGUUACGAAAUGUUUUAGGAGUACAUAGUAGAUUGUGUAGGUUAUUACUGGAUUGUAAGUGGUAGUUUGUAUCAAAUGGGUGUUGCUGUAUAUUUACUAGGUAAUAAUAUAAACCAUAGUUGAUAUACAUGUAUAAAUCUUUUAGUUUUAAGUUAUGGUUGGUGCAGCUGGAAAGAAAUUAGUUUGUUAGCAUACAUGUAAUAUUGUAGCUGGAUUUAUGUAUGUAAAGUUGAAAGAUUUAAAAUAAGUUUUGAAAAAGUGCUAAGUGACAAGUUCAAGAAUGUACUACUUAAAACGUUUUAUAGAGCGUGGUAGUUAAAUAGUGAAAAAAGUGCUAAUUGUGAAACAAGUUUUGUAAAGUGCUAAUAAACAAGUUUUGAAAAAUAACUAAUUAAAAAGUUGUAAGAAAGUGCUCAUAGGUAUAAACUGUACAUAUACCUGUUGAAAUAUUAAUUAAGAUUUGUUUGUAAAAAAAAAGUAUAUGGCGAUGGAUUAAUUAAAGUAUUAUCAUAAGUGAAUGAUGCCUAAUUUGAUAACCAUGCUGAUAUAUACAAAGACAAAAAUAACAAUCUUUUUGUGAUCCUUUUUUAAAUUUUUGUUCAGUUGUGAACACUUGGUGGUUUUACAUUUCAAAUAAAUGAUAAAAUCUGGCCGUCUGAAGAAAUGUAAACACGUAGAUCAAAUCAAAACCGGCUGUGAUAGACUGUCAAUAAACUGCUUGUAAUAAUUAUUGUUCGCACUUAAGUACUAUUAGCUAUGGAUGUCUCCUCAUGGAUGAAAUUGGGUUUUGAAUCUCAGGCGUUUUGGUUACGACACUUUAUAUACCUGUAUGAUCUUACUGUAGUGCUUCUAAUCAUCUAGUUAUUGUUGAUCAAUGCAUGUAUUAUAAUUUAUAUGUGGCUUUUGUACAACACAAGUACUGGGCAGACUUGACUGCGAUAAUUUCGCAAUGAAGGCUUCGUGCUAGGGUCAAUUUUUCAAUUGUCAGCUGAUAUGUAGGUCUUUCUUAUUAAUACUAUAUAAUAGUACAUUUAUAAAUACAUUUAACGUACUAAAAACGUCCAACAAAACCCCCAAAUAUUUUACUUAGUAUUACGCAACUUCAGUGUAAGUUGAUAUUCGUAAACACUUUUUUGUUUUAAAUGUGUGUUUGAGCUGGGGAUGGGGUAAAGUUAAUGAUUAAAUUUAUAGCAAAAAAUAGUAAAAUUAAAUUAACUGUAAAAUUUGUAUAUCCAUUAUACAUGUAGUAAAAAAAUUUAAAAUGUCUGGUAUUUAUAUCAGACUUUAAAAAAAAUAUUGUGUUGUUCAUGUUCUUUGAUUCAACAUAAAACCGAUUUUUUCCAGGUAUAUCUCUGGAUCUUUAAAAACAAAACUAAACCCAAAAAAAUAUGAGAAUAAUAAUUAAUAUUUAAAAAUAAACAUUAUAGAGAUGCGAUUCAUUCAUAUGUAUUUAGUAAUAUUAAGACAAUAAUUUUGUAGUAUUGUUUUUUUUCAUGAUAACUAUUUGUAAUUAGUAGUUUUGAGAGACAGGUAGCAGGUGUGUAUAUAUUACUGAUAUAUACACACACAAUUAUAGACCGUUUGAUAACAUCCCAGCACAUAGAGUAAAGAAAUGUGGUUAUGUACUUGGGCUGCAAAGGUUCACAUUAACAAACGUUGUGUUGUACAUUUUCAAAUGAUGUAUGCUAUAUUUUUAACGAGUAAUAGAAAUAAUCAAACCUGUCUCCAUCUGUUUUUGUUUGUUUUAUUUUAUUUCAUUUUUUUGGUUUUGUUACACAUUGUUUCACUAACCAUUUACGUAACGCAUUGCUAUCAACAUCUGUUACAUUGCUAUCAACAUCGGCAACUGGUCAUCUUAUUAAUAUGCAAUCUUUACUGAAUAAUGUGUUCCAUAAAAUAAUUAAUAAUUUAAAAAAACAAUAAAAUCCAUAAAAAUUU